AUGUCCGCCGUGCGCAAACCUCUCUCCGAGGUCCUCCCUCCUCUGAUCCUCGGAACAGCCACUUUCAACCACCAGUACCACCCAGAUCCUACUCACAUGCCAUACACCGACAUCGUUGGCCGUGCUCUCGCUCACAACAUCCUCGGUUUCGAUACUUCGCCCUAUUAUGGUCCCUCCGAGAUUCUGCUCGGCGAUGCGCUGCGCAAGCUGACCCCUCCACCUCCCCGAGAGGGUUACUUUCUCAUUACAAAGGCUGGCCGUGUCGCAGGAGACGAGUUUGACUACUCACCUGCUUGGAUCCGAUAUAGCGUUUGUCGCAGUCUUGAGCGCCUCGGUACCCCCUACCUCGAUCUUGUCUACACACAUGACGUCGAGUUUGUAUCCCCCGAGGAGGUCCUCACUGCUGUCAUGGAGCUCCGACGGUUGAGAAACCAGGGACUUAUUCGCUACGUGGGCAUCAGUGGAUAUCCUGUUGAGACGCUCGCCUCGCUGGCCGAGAUGAUCUUGCGCGAGACAGGAGAACCGCUGGAUGCCGUCAUGUCGUACAGCAACUUCUGCGUGCAGAAUGGACAGUUGGGCGCGAAGAAAUUGCUGGAUCGGUUCAAGGCUGCAGGUGUUGACUGUGUGCCGAACGCCAGCAUGCUGGGAAUGGGACUUUUGACGACCCGUGGUAUCGAUAACAGUCCCAUGCGCGCAUGGCAUCCCGCACCCGAGGAGCUUCGAGAUCUAUGCAUCAAGCUCUCCGAUAUCGCACAGGAAGAAGGCGAGCAUCUCGAGGAGGUGGCUAUCCGCUGGGCCCUCGAGAACUGGGCGCGCGUCGGCUCCGAAUUCGGUACAAAGCUGAACCCCAGCGACACAGGCCGUCUCGGCGUCAGCGUCAUGGGCGUGUCAAGCGUCGACGAGCUGGAGGAGACGUGGGCUCUGUGGACGAGCGUGGUCGGUCUUGUGGGCGACGAGGAGGCGACGCAGCGCAAGGCCAAGAUCGAGAGGAUCGUAAGGGAGCGUAUGUGGCCUGCACUAGGAAGCUGGAAGGACUAUGCGUGGGAGAGCGGUGGUCCCGGGUUUGUUAAUACACGGAGGGUAGAAGAUAUGGGGGUUGUGCCGAGGGAUGAGACGGCGCUGAAGUGGCAGUUGAUACCCGGUGUGCUAGAUACACCCAAGAUUUGA
Molecule: messenger RNA, 1167 nt
Organism: Fusarium sp. VM40
Lineage: Eukaryota; Fungi; Ascomycota; Sordariomycetes; Hypocreales; Nectriaceae
Source: the annotation of a GenBank genome assembly